GCAAGCCAUAUUUAGCUGUGGUUAGUUCGAAGAACAGGCCCUUAUACGUAGAUAAUAUGGCAUCUUCGUCAGGAGACGGAAAACGAAAGGUCGAGUCCGACAACUCAGCGUCGGAGUCAGAACAAAUCGAUACAGAGGUCGAAAGCAAAAAAAAAUCAUCAUCGAAGGCAGACAAAAAGGGCUCAUCGAGUUCAUCAAAGAGCAAAAGACCAGAGAAGAAAGCAAAGCAUGAUGCAGAUAGCAGCAGCGAAGAAGAAGAGGAUUUAAAGAACUGGGAUUCAGAGGCUGCCAGUGACGACGAUGAUAGCGACAAUCCCUUGGAUGGGCUCGACACAAAUGUGAUUAUAACUGGCCGAAGGACCCGAGGAGUAAAUAUCGAUUUCAAGAAUGUUCCGCCACUGACGAAGGACUCGUUAUUUGCAGGUUUGGCGGAUUCCGACAGUGAAUAAGCGCUGGCGACCCCACUUAUUGACUAAGCAAUUGAAAUACUAAAACUGUACAGAGGACAUUAAAUAUCCGUAACAAUCCACUUCAGUAGCGACACAACUGUCACCACUGUUGACUUUCUGAGUGACAAGUGUCAAUGCGUCAUCUGCUCUGUUACAUUAUUGUCUGACGGUGCUUCCAC
Messenger RNA from Sphaeroforma arctica JP610, 628 nucleotides. RefSeq lists its product as hypothetical. The record is from RefSeq and is a predicted model, not a curated record. NCBI's taxonomy places the organism in Eukaryota, Ichthyosporea, Ichthyophonida. The transcript is spliced from 4 exons. Bases 57 to 449 code for a protein of 130 amino acids.